AUGCGGACGAGACGGUCGCUACUGCCUGACCCAUACUCUGAGGAAGACCUCAACCAAAUUCGACACGCCCGUGGAACGAAUGCUACACGACGACGAACUGACCAACCGACUGAGCAAAAUAUGGCUCCACAACAACCCGAACAGCCUCAGUUACCUGAGCAACCCGAACCGACCCAGCAGCCUGAGCGAUCUCCGCGAUCUCAACGAUCUGAGCGCUCGGAGCAACCCCCCAAUGAUCAGCAAAACGAAGCUGCUCCAACAAUAGGACUCAAUCCUACCACUAUUAUAACGCUCGCUGAGCUGUUCCAGAGCCUCUCUGACAAGAAGCAGGAGGGACCCAAGAUACCCGAACCUAAGCCCUAUACAGCAAAGAACACUUAG
This is a messenger RNA of Aspergillus wentii DTO 134E9, 381 nucleotides long. RefSeq lists its product as uncharacterized. The transcript has a single exon. NCBI's taxonomy places the organism in Eukaryota, Fungi, Ascomycota, Eurotiomycetes, Eurotiales, Aspergillaceae. The record is from RefSeq and is a predicted model, not a curated record. The coding region runs from base 1 to 381 and encodes 126 amino acids.